Hyaena hyaena (striped hyena) is the source of this 1752-nucleotide messenger RNA. RefSeq names its product cationic amino acid transporter 3-like. The record is from RefSeq and is a predicted model, not a curated record. Gene Ontology annotation, cellular component: plasma membrane. Gene Ontology annotation, biological process: amino acid transport; transmembrane transport. The transcript has a single exon. Gene Ontology annotation, molecular function: amino acid transmembrane transporter activity. Lineage: Eukaryota; Metazoa; Chordata; Mammalia; Carnivora; Hyaenidae.
AUGCUGCGUCAGGCACUUCGUAGGUUUGGUCAAAAACUGGUACGCAGACCUAUGCUGCAGGAACCGGUGGCUGAGAAUGACCCACGGAGAAGACUGAGCACUCUGGAUUUAGUGACCCUGGGUGUGAACCGCACAGUGGGUAUAGGUGUGUAUGUCAUGGCUGGUGAGGUGGUCAGCAAUCAAGCAGGACCAUCUUUUGUGAUUUGUAUUUUGGUAGCCGGCCUAUCUUCUGUGUUGACUGGGCUGUGCUAUGCAGAGAUUAGUGCCCGCAUUCCCCAUUCUGGCUCAGCAUAUCUCUACAGCUAUGUCACUGUAGGUGAAUUCUGGGCCUUCAUCACAGGCUGGAACCUCAUCCUCUCCCUUGUUACUGGUACAGUCUUUUGCUUCCAUGUAUUGUUCUUAGCUAUUGAUCACCUGCGUGUGACACUGCGUGAAAUUAUCUUACCACAUGUUUCCCACUUCCUUAGAGAAGAAUAUCUAGACUUCACUGUUAUGUUCUUCGUAUGGUAUUUCAUAGGUUUCUCGUAUGACUACGCUUCCUCAUUUGUCAAAGUGGUCACAUUGGUGAAACUUUUGGUUCUCAGUUUUAUCAUCAUCUCUGGCUUCAUUAAGGGGGACCUGCACAACUGGAAGCUCACAGAAGAGGACUACACAAUGGCUGGACUCAAUGACACCUCUAGCCUGGGUCCUCUGGGCUCUGGAGGAUUUGUGCCUUUUGGCUUCGAGGGGAUUGUCCGUGGAACAGCUACAUGUUUCUAUGCAUUUCUCGGUUUUGAGGAAAUUGUUACCAGAGUUGAAAAAGCCCGGAACCCUCAAUUCUCCAUCCCCAGCAGCAUUGUGAUUUCACUGUUCAUCUGCUUUUUGGUGUAUUUUGGUGUCUCUUUAGCACUUACACUUAUGGUGCCUUACUACAAGCUUAAACCUGGGAGCACCUUGUCUGAGACAUUUCUCCAUAUUGGCUGGGCCCCAGCCUACUAUGUUGUAUUGUGUGGAUUUUUCUGUGGUUUUUUGGGAAGUACCUUUGAAUUUAUUUUCCUUAUAUACAAGAUGUUACGCAGGAUGGCACGGGAUGGCCUCCUGUUCCGUGUCCUUGCCAGGAUUCUUACCUGGAGAAUCCUCAAGAACAGUAGUUAUUUGAUCUUUGUCAUUAUUUCAGCAAUCAUGGGCUUCUUCUUUGGAUUAACUGAUCUUGUGGACCUCGUGUUUAUUGCGUCCAUGAUAUCUUACUCCAUGGUUGCUAUUUGUGUUCUCAUCCUCAGGUAUCAGCCUGAGGUGCAGAAUGAGGAAAAUGAAGCAGAGAUGCAGGAGGAGAAUGGACCUGCAGCAGAGAAGCUGACUCUACAGAGACUAUUUAUUCCAGGCAGCCCCACCCCCACUCCACUCUCUGGCCGGGUUGUCUAUGUUUGCUCCUCACUGCUUGUUCUGCUGAUCAUUCUUCUUUGCCUGGUGCUGACACAGUAACCAGUACUGCUUUCUGGAGACCCAGUGUGGAUUUCCGUGGUUGUGCUGCUCCUGGUGCUCAUCACUGGGCUCACUGGGGUCAUCUGGAGACAGCCACAGAGCUCCAGUCCCCUUCCCUUUAAGGUCCCUGCUCUGCCUUUCCUCCCACUACUGAGCAUCUUCAUGAAUGUUUAUCUUAUGAUGCAGGUGACAGCUGGCACCUGGGCCCAAUUUGGUGUCUGGAUGCUGAUUGGGUUUUCUAUCUACUUCAGCUCUGGAUUCCAGUAUAGCCUGGUCUCUAACCGCACUUAA